Molecule: messenger RNA, 1271 nt
Organism: Gaeumannomyces tritici R3-111a-1
Lineage: Eukaryota; Fungi; Ascomycota; Sordariomycetes; Magnaporthales; Magnaporthaceae
Exons: 2
Coding region: 76-1125 (349 amino acids)
Biological process (GO): mitochondrial respiratory chain complex I assembly
Cellular component (GO): mitochondrion
Molecular function (GO): S-adenosylmethionine-dependent methyltransferase activity
Source: RefSeq, a predicted model, not a curated record
CAAUUCUCUCGUUCAUCUCAACCCCCAGCUCCGUCACAUCUACACGCCAAUGCUUCGGCGACCCGGCUGCGGAUAAUGAGACCGUAUCUGCCCAGACUAGCUGCGACCCCGUGCUCGGUCGCGCAACGCUGGGCCAGGCGGUCGUACGCCUUCCAGGCCGCGGGCGCCCCCGUCUUCGAGGUCUUCAACCGCCGCACCAAAUGGCUGCAGAAGGAGAGGGCCGCCGCCGACGUCGAGGCCAGCCGGCAGGCCGACUACCUCAAGGAUGAGGUUGCCAUCCGGCUGUGCGAAAGACUACUGGACUUCAGCCGGCACUUCCCCAAGGCGCUCGACUUUGGCGCCAACGCCUGCAACGUGGCCAAGGCGCUGGCGCGCGAGAACCCGGACCCGGACCCGUCGCGGCCCACGUCGCCGCCGCUGGCCCGGCGCGUGUCGCACCUGACGGCCGCCGACUCGUCGCGCGCCAUGCUGCACCGCGACGCCGGCGAGGCCUGGAACUCGGAGCUGGACAUGUCGCGCGUCGUGCUGGACGACGAGGAGGGCACGCUGCCCUUCGAGCCGGGGUCCUUCGAUCUCGUGCUCAGCAGCCUGAGCCUGCACUGGAUCAACAACCUGCCCGCCGUGCUGGGCCAGAUCAACAGCUGCCUCAAGCCCGACGCGCCCUUCCUGGGCGCCAUGCUGGGCGGCGACACGCUCUUCGAGCUGCGCACGAGCCUGCAGCUGGCCGAGCAGGAGCGCAAGGGCGGCAUCUCGCCGCGCGUGUCCCCGCUCGCCGACGUGCGCGACGUCGGGGGCCUGAUGCAGCGCUGCGGCUUCAAGAUGCUGACCGUAGACGUCGACGACAUCAUCAUCGACUACCCGGACACGUUUUCGCUGAUGCAGGACCUUCAGGCCAUGGGCGAGGCCAACGCCGUGCUGGGCCGCGAGAUGGGCGCCAUCGGCCGCGACCUGUUGCUUGCCAACGACGCCAUAUAUCGCGAGCUGCACGGGAACCCGGACGGCACCAUCCCCGCGACUUUUAGGAUCAUCUACAUGAUCGGAUGGCGCGAGGGGGCGAAUCAGCCUCAGCCGCUAGCUCGUGGCAGCGGCCAAGUAAACCUAAAGGAUAUCCUGGAGAACAAAUAGAGCAAUCUGAAUGGGAAUCGGGGGUCUCUUGAAUCCCAUAUGCAAGCAAUACUGGACCUUUCAUGGGCUUUUUGUAUUCGUUCUGUCGGUAGUACAUCAUAUAAUUGAGACCGCCGCUUGUAAAAAAAAAAAAAAAAGACACAAGA